This is a messenger RNA of Sordaria macrospora k-hell, 840 nucleotides long. RefSeq lists its product as uncharacterized. The record is from RefSeq and is a predicted model, not a curated record. Gene Ontology annotation, molecular function: transcription coregulator activity. Gene Ontology annotation, biological process: termination of RNA polymerase II transcription; regulation of transcription by RNA polymerase II. NCBI's taxonomy places the organism in Eukaryota, Fungi, Ascomycota, Sordariomycetes, Sordariales, Sordariaceae. Gene Ontology annotation, cellular component: mediator complex; core mediator complex.
AUGCCAGUCGAGGCCGUCCUCACCACCGUCGUGCCGGCGGCCGACAUCGACAAAGCCCGCUCCAUCCUCCACGGCAUCACCGAGACCCGCGACGUCGCCCACCGCUUCCACCGUGUCCGCCACGUGCGCCGCCUCGAUCUAUCCAUCCGCGGCAUUCCCAUCAUCAAGUCCCUCCAGUCCCAGAACCCCAAGCCUGAGACCCUACCGCAAUGGCAAGACCUGCACUCGACCCUGUCUCGGCAGCAAUACUUGUUGACCGAGCGUGUCGACAUAACCCAAGAAGUCCUGGCCGCCAUGGCCGCCGGUCAACCGGUGCCCAUGUCCGAGCAGACGCAAAACGGCGAGAGGAUUCUGCGCUUCAAUGACUUCCCCGACCCUCCCAACCCUAGAGUCCCCCAGACGGUCAUGCAGCGCAAACAAUUCGACAUCCGCGAGCCCGGCCCCUUGCUCGAGCAGCACCUGGCCGAUUCCGGCUUUUCCGUGUAUAGCGAGCACAUCGAAGAGACGUACCACUGGUGGCAUAACAACAACCUCGAGUUCGUUCUGUGGCGGCAGUUCAAGGACCUUCCGGACCACCCCCAGCCCUCGCCCCUUGUGCACGCCCCCGAUCAGCCGAACUGGCUGGUGCCCGACCUGAGCAAGCUUGAGCCCAUCUCCCCCUUCUGGAUGUGUUUUGUGCGCGCCGUGGUAGAUGCCACUCCAGUGGACAAGAUGGCCGAGAGAAUGGCGGAGGCGCAUGGAAGGCUGGGCGCGGUGGAGCAGCAGCUGGAGGGCGUCUACAGGUUUAUGGUAUUUGACCGCAGGGCGUUUGAUACGCGAUAUCAGGGAGAUGAUGAGUAG